AUGUUUGCCAUUAUUAUGGACUCAACUCAAGAUGUAACCAAAGCAGAUCAAAUGAAUUCACUGUGUCCCAGUUGUGGAAAAAAUCGUGAUUUAAUGAACAAUACCAACUGGAUUCGACACAAGGAAUCUUGUAAAAAAAAAAUAAAGUCUGUUAAAAGAAGUGCUUCAAGUUCCAUUUCAAACUUUUUUAAACCUACAGAACGUGAUGGAAAAUUUCCAAAAUUUGAACAAUCAAUUUUUAAUAAUCCAUCAACAUCAAUAAUAGAAAACACCGAUAAUGUUCAAGAACAUCAGGUGAACAUUGAAAAAAUUGCUUUUGAUAAUCCAUCAACAUCAAAAGUUACCCGCUCGGUUGAUAUCUCAAUUGGAAUGCAUGAUUUUCAAUUGUAUCCAAACGAUCCUGCAAAUUUUCCUGAAGAAAUGUCAAGUGAACUGUUGACAUAUUUCAUACAAUAUGGACCAUGUCAGCCUUCUCCAUUAGAACUACCAUCAAAUAUUUUUCCAAAAAGCAAGGAUCCAAAUGGUGUAUCAAGAAGUUUUCACGAAUCUUACUAUCACAAAAUUAUACAAAAUAUUCAAGUGCGACGAACUUGGUUAUCAUAUUCACCUUCCCAAAAUAAGUUAUAUUGUGUAUCUUGUAAAUUAUUUGGAUUACUUAAGGCUAAAAAGGCUAUUUUAGCAUAA
Aphis gossypii (cotton aphid) is the source of this 684-nucleotide messenger RNA. RefSeq names its product zinc finger MYM-type protein 5-like. The coding region runs from base 1 to 684 and encodes 227 amino acids. Lineage: Eukaryota; Metazoa; Arthropoda; Insecta; Hemiptera; Aphididae. The transcript has 5 exons. The record is from RefSeq and is a predicted model, not a curated record.